CAUUUGGGGCCUUCUGAAAUGAUAUACCGCCAAAUUAUAGUAAAAGAAGACUACCAACGUCUGACAGUAUGAUAGUCCAUAUUGGCAGACAGUCAUGCAUAUAAGAGCCCGAGCCGAAGAAAUUUGCACGCGGUUCAAAGUGAGAAAUAGACUAUUGGAUCUUAUCUGGGGAAAAGUGGGGUGAUUUGAAAAAUACAAUGACAGGUUAACUCCGACUUUGUUUGAAAGGGCAAAUUUUGAAUUUCUUUCGAAAUAGCAUGUUACGAGAUGCAACUUCGAUGGGCCAUUAUGGCGCUUGCGGCUGGGUCAGUAACUGCCCAUGGUAGCCACCCGUCUGAAUCCUCUUCCAUUUUGAGCACAACUUCUACAUUCCUCACUCAUGAUAACCCAGAAGAUCACUCAGAAGAUCACCCAGAAGAUUACUACAACACUUGGUAUUAUGUCAGUAUUCUGGGCACUUCAUUUUUUCCUGGCCAGCAUGACCAGCAUGACCAGCAUGAUCAACAUCACCAUGAGAGCGAUGGAAAUCAUCAUAGUGAAUAUCACAGCUUGUGGAAAUCUCCCGGUAGCCCAAUAAAUCCCUCUUCAACCAGUGAUAUCCCUCAGAUCCAAAACUCGCGGAGUCGCAACUUUCGGGGAUUAUCUACUAUGUCUUCAACAUCCCAAAGAGAUAUGGAAACUACUGGCUGUGUUUCUGCGAGCCACACUCUUGCAAAAUCUGACAGUGUUUUCGCAACGACAGCAUUUUCUUCCAGUACUGAUUCUAGAAAUGGUGGUGAUUUUAAUUGGGCCAAGCUCAAUGUAAAAGCUUAUAGAGCUGUCUUUAUUGUCGGUUUAUCCAUUUUGAUUUAAAGAAAGAUGCAAGUCUCAUCCAAACCCAUUAUGUUUCUUCGGGAGACAGACUUUCUGUCUUAUUUUAUUCCUCCAGCUAAUGCCCGUGCAUUGGGUUUCUAAACAAAAAAAAGUAGGCAGAUCCGCUA
Molecule: messenger RNA, 980 nt
Organism: Metschnikowia bicuspidata var. bicuspidata NRRL YB-4993
Lineage: Eukaryota; Fungi; Ascomycota; Pichiomycetes; Serinales; Metschnikowiaceae
Exons: 1
Coding region: 268-852 (194 amino acids)
Source: RefSeq, a predicted model, not a curated record